This is a messenger RNA of Tripterygium wilfordii, 1926 nucleotides long. RefSeq names its product cyclin-D5-1-like. The transcript is spliced from 5 exons. Bases 273 to 1283 code for a protein of 336 amino acids. Gene Ontology annotation, molecular function: cyclin-dependent protein serine/threonine kinase regulator activity. The record is from RefSeq and is a predicted model, not a curated record. Gene Ontology annotation, cellular component: cytoplasm; nucleus; cyclin-dependent protein kinase holoenzyme complex. Gene Ontology annotation, biological process: regulation of cyclin-dependent protein serine/threonine kinase activity; mitotic cell cycle phase transition. Lineage: Eukaryota; Viridiplantae; Streptophyta; Magnoliopsida; Celastrales; Celastraceae.
UGUGAAGCAAACAAAUCCCAAAACGGGGUACGUAACCGCUAAAAAACGCUCCUCUAUAUCACAUCCGCUGAUUUUGGCGGCACUAAGACCGCAACUCUCCUCAAACCCCGUCGCCUCCAACAUUUUCUCUCAAUUUUCUCUCCACAUUCCACUAUUUCUUGCUUAAUCUCCUCAACGUGGAUUCAACAGUUAAUUUCUCCAAAACCCAUGUUUUAUUUUGUGUUUAGACCUUCGCUAUAAAUGUGGAAGAGGGAGAGCAGGACAGAGGAGCCAUGGAGUGGUUGGACGAUUCAUUGUCUCUCUCUAGCCUCUUGUGUCACGAAAAUGACGAAGUUUGUUUUAAUAGACAGGAAGAUGAGACCGAUUACAUGAGCUAUCCGGGUUGUUUUUCCUUAGGGGGUGCAGAUGACGAGGAGUAUAUAGAAGGGUUGAUUCGAAGAGAAGAUGCCCAAUUUGAUUCCAAAUGCCAUCUAUCAUCCUCUCACGAUUGCGCAACCACCGCUGGCCAGAGCUGGCUCAAAUGUGCGCGAUUGGAAUCCAUUGAAUGGAUUUUAAAUACAAGAGCAAUAUUUGGAUUCCAUUUCAAUACAGUUUAUCUUUCUGUGAAUUUCUUCGAUCGAUUCCUUUCAAAGCGAGCCAUUGAUGAUCGAAAAUCGUGGGCUUUUCGAUUGCUAUCGAUAGCUUGCUUAUCGUUGGCAGUGAAGAUGGAGGAGUAUAAAGUACCAGCCCUAUCAGAGUUUCCAGUUGAAGAUUAUUACUUUGAGAGUAAAUCAAUACAGAGGAUGGAGUUGUUGGUGUUGAAUACUUUAGAGUGGAAAAUGGGUUUGAUCACUCCUUUCGCUUACCUACAUUACCUGAUUCACAAAAUUGGCGGUGAAUCUAAACGAAAAGUAGUGUCUGGAGCUGUGGAACUUAUUGUGGAGAUGAUCAAAGAAAUUAAUUUGAUUGAUCAUAGGCCUUCUGUCAUCGCUGUCGCUGCAAUAUUCGCUGCAUCUGAUAAUCAAUUAUCGCAGAAAAGUUUGGAGCACAAGAUGACCAAAUUGUCUUUGUUCAGUUCACUAGAAAAUGAACAUAUAUUUUCCUGUUAUACUUUAAUGCUAGAGAUAGAUAUGAGAAAAUCUAAGACACCCAUUUCUGUGAUUUCGCCACUUGUAUCAUCAAUGCAUUCUAUGUCAACCGAUGCUGCUGAGAAUACUUUUACAUCCAGAACUGGCAUAAAGAGGUGUCUAACUUUCAGUAGCUCUGAUCAAGGUUGUCCGGUAAAGAAAAUCCAUCGGCAAUAGUUGUAUGUGAUUUGAUAUGAAGAUUGAUUUGGGUUUAUUGAUUGAAUUAUACGAUCCUGUUCUGGGCUGAAAAUUGAUUCUUGCUACCAGAUUGGACUAUUGGCUUUACUGAUUGCUAUAUGCCAUUUUAUGGUAUGAGUUGGAAUUCGAUAAUUGAGUUCCAUUUUUUGAGCAUCUAUCAAAAGUUUCCAGCCAGUGCAGCGGAACUGCGGAAGAGAUGAUUACUGAAAAAUAGAAAGUAAAUAAAGAAAGUGAAUAUCUUUAGCCAAAGAAGCUGACUUGAAAGCCCAAGAAGUGAAGAAGAGAGAGGCCAAGAGAGCACCAGAAGGCCAUUGAAGACUUGUUUGUCUAUAGUGCUUUUCUUUAGUGUUUGCUUUCUUCGAUGCUGCUGCUGCUGCUAUUGCUUACUUUAUUUUCUCAUAAUUUAUUUUCCUGUUACUUUUUUCCUUACUGUGACAGAAUAUAUAUUGAUGUAAACAUCACUUGCAACCCCCUACCUUUUGAAGGGGGGCUUGGGAUGCAUCCCAUGUCUUUUAAAAGGCUGAAAGCCAUGAGGAAUGAAGAAUUGUUUUUGUUUGAUUUGAUACAUCUGUGUUGCAUUUUGGGCCAUUGAAGGCUAUGUAAAGAAGAUGGUGAUUGGAUA